Molecule: messenger RNA, 1440 nt
Organism: Zasmidium cellare ATCC 36951
Lineage: Eukaryota; Fungi; Ascomycota; Dothideomycetes; Mycosphaerellales; Mycosphaerellaceae
Exons: 1
Coding region: 1-1440 (479 amino acids)
Cellular component (GO): COP9 signalosome
Source: RefSeq, a predicted model, not a curated record
AUGGCGCCCAAGAACGGCAUCGCCGCCGACCUCCCCCCGCCGACGUUCGACCUCGAGAUCUGGGCCAACCACUACGAAAACGGCCCGCUGCUCCAACUCCGCCUCGCACACGUCGCCGCGCGCUGUCCCUCCCUCGCCCACCACGCCCUCACCCUCGCCCUCGCCGACGCCAAGAAGGGCAAAGACGUCCAGAUCUACAACCGCCUGUGCGAUCUCGCCGCCGACUUGGGCCUGAAAGAUCUGGGCAAGCAGGAUACCGAGUGGGCGUCACGCAAAGAUGAGGAGAAUCGGCGGGAACUGAGCCGGCUGGAGAGUGAGCUGCGGGGGUACAAGAACAACCUCAUCCGCGAGAGCAUCCGCAUGGGGCAGGAAGAACUGGCGAUGCACCACCUCCUCACCGGCGGACCCAUCCCCGAUCCCGCCAACCCGCAAUCGCUCAGCAGCGCCGGCUACAACGCGGCGUAUCAGGCGUUUGGCAAGAUGCGCGACUUCUGCACCACGCCGGCUCAUAUUAACAGCAUGACCCUGCGCCUGAUCUACACCGCACUCCUCCAAGCCGUCACUGCCCAGCAGACCGGUAACUCGUCCUCCUCGAUGCACUUCAACAGCGUCAUUGCCAACUCGAACCGAUUGCGGGCCACGGGGGUCAAGGAGGAGGAGCAGUCCAAGCUGACGCCCAUGGCACAUGUUGUGGCGGGGAUCGCGCACAUGGGGAUUGGGGAGUACCGAAGUGCUGCCAGUGCCUUCCUCCAGACACCCUUCGACUACCACAACAGCGGCGGGAUCUACAACGUGGACUUUGAGCGGAGCGUGGCCAGCGCGAACGAUGUGGCCAUCUAUGGCGGGCUGUGUGCGCUCGCCACGAUGAGUCGUGAGGCAUUGAUAGACGAUGUGCUGGGCGGCCCAUUCCGAGCCUUCCUCGAGCAAGAGCCACACAUGCGCAAAGCCAUCGUUCUCUACACCACCGCCAAGUACCAGGCCUGCAUCGACACCCUCCGCCGGUACUACAGCGACUGGAGUCUGGACGUCUUCCUCGGUGCUGGUGGUCUUUCCACCGGUUCGCACGUUGAUCGCCUGUUCGCGCGGAUCCGUGAGCGAAGCAUUACCGCCUACUUCUCCUCGUUCUCUGAAGUCAGCCUCACAUCCCUCGCCUCGACUUUCCCACCCACCUCCAACGCCCCCGACGCCAUGGAAGCGGAGGUAUUGAAUAUGAUUGAAAACGGCACACUGGACGCGAGACUCGACGUAGUCAGCGGCGUGCUGGUAGCACCACAGAACGACACUCGGCUGGAGACCCAUCAGAACGCGCAGAAAGCGGCGCAAGAGGUGGAGCGGACACUGCUGUUGCGUCUGCACCGGGUCAACAUGACGCUGGCUGGGCUGGAGAUUCCCAAGGCUAAGGGCCAGUGGGAUGGCAUGCGGGUGGGGAAUGGAUACUGA